AUGUCUCCUACCGACCCAAUGUCCGGAUAUCUCGGCCACCUCACGCCAGAACAAGAAGCAAAGGUCAUCGAAUUAUGGACCGUCAUCUUGACCUCAAUUGCGAGUGUACUGUCGGCUGUGUAUGAUGUCCCAAUUCCAGAUGGCCCCUCCAGCAAGCUGUUUGCUGCUUUGGAUAAGAUCAAUGAGCCGACGGUGGAGGCUAUUAUUAGCGCAUUGAAGGGCGAAGAUGCCAACAAAGAAGCUUCAAACGGCACCGCACCAACGAAAUCAAAUAACCAGACCAAUGGAGAAACCACCACGGAAAGCAACUCCGACAAUAAGGAGCAGAAAUCACUCGACAAGGUGGACUCGCUUAUGAAUGGACAUGCCAAAAACACUAUCAUGUCGGAAAUGGCCACCCGAAAGGUCACGCCGGCCCACUUUGCUUCCAUUUUCUCACGACUUCGAGAGCUCGGAGUGCAGGAGGAAGAAAUCAAGUCUAUGGAGCAGAUCCUGUCUAAGCUGACACCUCAAGAAAUGUGCUUUGCGAUUUUGAAGAUGAUCAAGGCGGAACAUCCAGACACCUUAUUGCUCCGGUUCUUGCGCGCCAGGAAAUGGGAUGUCGGAAAAGCGUUCUCAAUGAUGGCGUCAAACAUCCUGUGGAGAAAGGAAGUGGAGGUUGAUGAAAAGAUUCUGCCCCAGGGAGAGGAAUAUGCCUUGGAGCAAACCCGCAGCGCCACAGCUACUUCGACGGAGAAGAAGGAAGGUACCCAAUUUAUGCACCAACUCAGGACGGGCAAAAGCUUCAUUCAUGGCUUUGACAGGGAGGGACGGCCGGUUAUCUAUAUUAGAGUAAAAAUCCACAAGCCAGACGCUCAGAGUGAGGAAGUUCUCGAGCGGUAUAUUAUUCAUAUGAUAGAGGCAGCACGACUUAUCGUUGGUCCUCCAGUUGAAACGGGCACAAUUGUCUUCGAUAUGACCGGAUUCGGGUUAUCGAACAUGGACUACCCUCCAGUCAAGUUCAUCUCCAAAUGCUUCGAGGCAAACUACCCGGAGUCUCUGGGGCAACUGCUCAUCCAUAACGCACCCUGGAUUUUCUCCGGCAUCUGGAGACUCAUCCAAGGCUGGCUUGACCCCGUCGUCGCAUCAAAAGUGCAUUUCACACGUUCAGUCGCAGACCUAGACAAGUAUAUCCCGCGCAACACGAUCCCCAAAGAGUUUGCCGGCGAGGGAGACUGGAGCUACACAUAUGACGAGCCCGUGAAAGACGAAAAUGCCAUCAUGAAGGACACUGAAACGCGCGACUCGCUCAUGUACGACCGCAUGAUGAUCAGUAUCCGGAUGAUUAGCGCGACAGCAGCGUGGAUAUCUGCCAGCUCGCACAGUGAUGGGAAGGAAGAUGUAUCGAAAGUGCAGGAACUCAAGUCGAGACGGAAUGCUGUUAUUGAUGAGUUCCGCGAGAACUAUUGGAAGUUGGACCCUUAUAUUCGAGCGCGGUCGUUCAUUGAUCGGACUGGGAUGCUUUUGCCUGGUGGGAAGCUUGGACUAAAUGCCAGUGCCAACGGCCAGGCAAAGUAG
This is a messenger RNA of Penicillium griseofulvum, 1557 nucleotides long. RefSeq names its product CRAL-TRIO domain-containing protein. Lineage: Eukaryota; Fungi; Ascomycota; Eurotiomycetes; Eurotiales; Aspergillaceae. The coding region runs from base 1 to 1557 and encodes 518 amino acids. The record is from RefSeq and is a predicted model, not a curated record. The transcript is spliced from 4 exons.